Messenger RNA from Arctia plantaginis, 2547 nucleotides. NCBI's taxonomy places the organism in Eukaryota, Metazoa, Arthropoda, Insecta, Lepidoptera, Erebidae. The record is from the annotation of a GenBank genome assembly.
AUGAUACCAUCAUCUCGCACAAUGUCUCACAGCAACUACGCUGGGUCAGAUGUGCCAAUGGCACCAAGUAAGGAGCAGCAGACGCUUAUGUGGCAGCAAAACUCAUACCUGGUUGAUUCAGGUAUCAACUCUGGAGCUGCCACUCAGGUUCCAUCCCUGACUGGCAAGGAAGAUGAUGAGAUGGAAGGUGACCAGCUCAUGUUUGAUUUGGACCAAGGCUUCGCCCAGGGUUUUACCCAGGAGCAAGUUGAUGACAUGAACCAACAGCUCUCCCAGACGCGUUCACAACGUGUCCGGGCAGCUAUGUUCCCUGAGACCUUGGAGGAAGGCAUUGAAAUUCCUUCAACUCAACUGGACCCUGCUCAACCUACCGCAGUCCAACGCCUCGCUGAACCAUCGCAAAUGCUUAAGCAUGCAGUAGUUAAUUUGAUCAACUACCAAGAUGAUGCCGACUUAGCUACUAGGGCAAUACCAGAGUUGAUCAAGCUUUUGAAUGAUGAAGAUCAGGUAGUGGUAUCUCAAGCUGCUAUGAUGGUUCAUCAGCUCUCCAAAAAGGAAGCUUCUCGUCAUGCAAUCAUGAACUCACCACAGAUGGUCGCCGCUUUAGUGCGUGCUAUUUCUAACAGCAACGAUCUAGAGACAACCAAAGGUGCCGUUGGAACCUUACACAAUUUAUCGCACCACCGUCAAGGUUUGCUCGCCAUUUUUAAGAGUGGUGGUAUACCCGCUCUUGUUAAGCUGCUGAGUUCACCAGUCGAGUCUGUACUGUUCUAUGCUAUUACGACUCUCCAUAAUCUGCUUUUGCAUCAGGAUGGCUCCAAGAUGGCCGUCCGUCUUGCUGGAGGUCUCCAAAAAAUGGUUGCAUUGCUUCAGAGGAACAAUGUGAAGUUCCUUGCGAUUGUGACAGAUUGUCUUCAGAUUCUGGCCUAUGGAAAUCAAGAGUCGAAGCUGAUUAUUCUGGCCUCACAAGGGCCUAUCGAACUCGUACGAAUCAUGCGCUCAUAUGACUACGAAAAGUUACUGUGGACUACGUCAAGAGUAUUAAAGGUACUGUCUGUAUGCUCAAGUAACAAGCCGGCGAUUGUGGAGGCUGGUGGUAUGCAGGCCUUGGCGAUGCACCUCGGUAAUCCUAGCGGCCGCCUUGUCCAGAACUGCCUUUGGACCCUGAGGAAUCUUUCCGACGCUGCUACUAAGGUAGAUGUUGAAGGUCUAGAAGGUUUGCUGCAAAGUCUGGUACAAGUUUUGGCCUCUACUGACGUGAACAUUGUCACUUGUGCUGCUGGCAUUCUAUCCAAUUUGACUUGCAACAACCAGCGUAAUAAGGUGACGGUGUGCCAGGCGGGCGGCGUGGACGCGCUGGUGCGCACCGUGGUGUCGGCGGGCGACCGCGAGGAGAUCACCGAGCCCGCCGUGUGCGCGCUGCGCCACCUCACGUCGCGCCACGUCGAGAGCGAGAUGGCGCAGAACGCCGUGCGCCUCCACUACGGGUUGCCGGUGAUAGUGAAGCUGCUGCAGCCGCCGUCGCGCUGGCCGCUGGUGAAGGCGGUGGUGGGGCUGGUGCGCAACCUGGCGCUGUGCCCCGCCAACUACGCGCCGCUGCGCGAGCACGGCGCCGUGCACCACCUCGUGCGCCUGCUCAUGCGCGCCUUCAACGACACGCAGAGGCAGCGCACGUCGUCGGGCGGCGGCGCCGGCGGCGGCGCGGGCGGCGCGUACGCGGACGGCGUGCGCAUGGAGGAGAUCGUCGAGGGAGCCGUCGGCGCGCUGCACAUCCUCGCGCGCGAGGCGCUCAACCGCCAGCUCAUCCGCCAGCAGAACGUCAUCCCCAUCUUCGUGCAGCUGCUCUUCAACGAGAUCGAGAACAUACAGCGCGUCGCUGCAGGAGUGCUCUGUGAGUUGGCCGUGGAGAAGGAAGGCGCUGAGAUGAUAGAAGCCGAAGGGGCCACUGCUCCUCUCACUGAACUGUUACACUCUCGAAAUGAAGGGGUAGCCACAUAUGCAGCUGCUGUACUGUUCCGCAUGUCUGAAGAUAAGCCUCAUGACUACAAGAAGAGACUCUCUAUGGAGCUUACAAAUUCACUGUUCCGUGAUGAUCAUCAAAUGUGGCCCAAUGACUUGGCCAUGCAGCCUGAUCUGCAGGAUAUGCUCGGACCAGAACAGGGCUAUGAAGGGCUGUAUGGUACUCGACCGUCGUUUCACCAGCAAGGCUACGAUCAAAUACCGAUAGACUCGAUGCAGGGACUGGAAAUUGGCAGUGGCUUUGGAAUGGAUAUGGAUAUUGGAGAGACGGAGGGAGCGGGAGCCGCGUCUGCUGACUUAGCGUUCCCUGAACCGCCGCAUGACAACAGCAAUGUCGCCGCCUGGUAUAAGUUUGUCAGGGGCGUUUUAUUGCCGCAGAUGUUAAUUGGCUCGUGGUUGAGGGCUAAUGUUGCGAGUACAUUGCUGCGUGCACUGGCAGGCACCCACGAGCCGGGUAACAAAUCCGCUGAUGAAUUGUCGCUAUUAGUAUUCGUUUAUAAGGAUGUGAUGUUCUCCGGCGUAGAUUAA